Protopolystoma xenopodis is the source of this 1209-nucleotide messenger RNA. NCBI's taxonomy places the organism in Eukaryota, Metazoa, Platyhelminthes, Monogenea, Polystomatidea, Polystomatidae. The record is from the annotation of a GenBank genome assembly.
AUGAAGACCAUUCCCGAUCUUUUUAACCCUCUCUCCGUCUCCUUGAUAUGGGACGCAAAAAAAGGAAGCAACUCAAACCUUGGUGCUGGUACGGAGUUUGACGACGAGAAAAUUCUUAUACAGCAUCAGAAGGCUAAACAUUUUAAAUGUCCGUAUUGUCACAGAAAGCUUUACACCGGCCCUGGCCUGUCUAUUCACUGCAAUCAAGUACAUAAAGAGAAGCUUGAUAAAAUACCUAACUCAUUACCAAACCGGGCGAGUACUGUCAUCGAUAUAUACGGAAUGGCUGGGAUACCGGAGAGUGAUUUGAUCGAGCAUGAGCGUCUUAAGCUCGGUAUGGACGGGUUUUCAGAUGAACCGCCAGAGAAGUUUUCUCGUGAAGACGAGCCGACGACAUCUUUUCCUGCCUCUAUUAUCCCUUCUAUUAUUCAUCCGGUCCAUCCUGCAAUGCCUACAUUUAUCCCUGCUCUUGGUCCCGCCACCUACAUUCCCCCGCCUGCUCCGGUAAUUCCUGCGGUGAUUUCUUUAGCAGCUCCAGUAGUCUCUCCUGUUUUGACAGAUGCAACUACACCUAAAGCAACCUUCCCUGCCUACUCGGCGGAUGUACAGCAAAAGGGUCCUGUCCCCAAGGUACCGAAGCCGACCUGUGGGGCGAAUGGAAUGGCCGUCGAGCUCAUUCAUCCUGAUGAUGACCUCUCACUGGAGGAAUUGAGGUUGCAGUCUCUUAAAUACAGCCGAUUGCUUGAGGCCGCUCGUGUCCUCCCGGUGAUAGUUCCCGUCCCACCACCUACCCUCCCUCCUCCCCCUCCCCCUAUACCAAUCGCCGGGCUUGUUUCAGCAUCUAUGGUACCAUCUCCAUAUGCCUUUCCACCGCUCCCUGGCGCUCCUCCCAUGCAUUAUGCAACUCAGCCACCAUUUAUACCUCCUGGUGACCCCCUCUCUCGCAGGAAUCCAGCCUAUGCCGUACCCAGCUGCCCCGCCAUUACCACCGCCACCAUGGGGAACAAUGCCGCCCAUGAGGUUCUGAACGCAACUGCCAGCCCAGCUCUAGAUGUGGGCACAACUGAUAGACUCUUCAACCAGGGUAUGUUUGAAUUUUUUAAACCUUUGAGACAGGUCUUCAGAACCAAACCGGUGCGUCUUAACCGCGCGCUAGAUUAUUUGCAGUGGCAAACGUUUGAUCUAAAAAAAAGAUGCAAGUUCAAGUAA